GAUUCAAUCCUGCAAUAACCACUCAAAACACUAGUAAUUUAGGAGCGUUGGAUGUGUUGUCGUUUACAGAAUGGAUGAAGCUGUUGGCCUGUUGUAAUAAACUUGACACAAAGAGAAAGUGCAUCAAAUUCAAUAUCAUCACAGAAUAAUAGGAAUUCAGAGACACAGCUUAAUUGGAUCACUCACUCACCCACCAUUGAAACAAGUGAGUGAAGAACAAAGAUGAAGUGAUGAUGAUUUCAUUCAUCAAAUGCUAUUAUAGAAACCAACAACGUGAUUAGCAGCUAACUAUGGAGAUGUCUUCUUUGCCAUUAAACCUUAAAACAACGUUCCCUGACAGAGGCGGCGGUUGUUUGAAGCUCACGCCGUUUUCUGGGUUCUUCCUUCGUCAUCCAGUAACAACUGCAGCUGGCUAUCAAAGUUCAGGGUGCAAGGCAGGUUGGGGUGGUUUCUGCGUCAAGGCUAGUAGUGCAGAUUUUUCUAGGAGGAGACAGCAGAAGAAGGUGUCAAUUGCAAGGCCUAAGGACUCUGCACCCAAGGGUUUUGCCCCAAAAUCACCUGUUAGAGCAAGCAGCAAGAACACCAGUAAAAAGAAAGCUACUGUCAAGAAGGGAGAUUCGUUAACUCCAACCGUCAGUGAGAUUCCCGGGGACGGUAAUAAACAAACACUCGAUGUGAAUACUGAUAAUGAUAACCAAGGGGUUACGAGCAACCGAGGUGAGGAAAUUGGAGAUGUUUCUACAACUGAUGAGGAUGUUAUUGUUCUCAAAUCACGGGAGGGGAUUUCUUACAAUGGAGAUGUUGGGAUUGUUAAUGAAUCAGAGGAAAGGACAUUGGACUAUGCAGAAAUUGAUGAAAAUGUUCAGGUAAAAAGUGAGGAAACAAGCACUGCUAGCGAUGAUAGAAUAAGCGAGGAAGCUUCUCGGCGGUUGAAGUUAGAGCUGGAACAAAAUUUGAGGAGGCAGGAAAUAGAGAGGAUUGCGGAGGAAAAUCUUUCACAAGGUACCAAGAUGUUUGUGUAUCCUCCUGUGGUUAAACCUGAUCAAGACAUAGAAGUGUAUCUUAAUAAGAGUCUUUCAACCCUAAGUGAUGAACCAGAUAUUCUGAUCAUGGGGGCAUUUAAUGAUUGGAGGUGGAAAUCUUUUACCCUUAGGAUGAAUAGAACGCAUCUCAAGGGUGAUUGGUGGUUUUGCGAAUUACAUGUUCACAAAGAAGCCUACAAACUAGACUUUGUGUUCUUCAAUGGACAAGAUGUCUAUGAUAACAAUGACGGCAAAGACUUCUGUAUACCUGUUGAGGGUGGAAUGGAUGCAUUAGCAUUUGACGAUUUCUUGCUUGAGGAGAAACGCAAAGAAUUAGUAAAACUAGCUAAGGAGCAAGCUGAAAGAGAAAGACAGGCUGAAGAGCAAAGGCGAAUAGAAGCAGAGAAAGCUGCGGAAGAAGCGGACAGGUCACAGGCAAGAGUGGAGGUAGAAACAAAGCGAGAAACAUUGCUGCCACAUGUGAAAAAGGCUGUAAAAUCCGUUGAUAAUGUUUGGUGUAUUGAACCUACUGAAUUCAAAGGGAAGGACUUGGUUAGGUUAUAUUAUAAAGGAGGCUCUGGUCCUCUUGCACAAGCUAAGGAAAUAUGGAUUCAUGGUGGGUAUAAUAAUUGGAAGGAUGGAUUGUCAAUUGUUGAAAGGCUUGUGAAGUCUGUCUUAAAAGGUGGUGAUUGGUGGUAUGCAGAUGUUGUUGUACCCGACCGAGCUCUUGUCCUGGAUUGGGUGUUUGCCGAUGGUCCACCUCAAAAUGCAGUUGUGUAUGAUAACAACCAGUUACAAGAUUUCCAUGCUAUUGUCCCUAUAGCUCCACUUGAUGAACAGUAUUGGGCUGAGGAAGAGCAGCUGAUAUACAGAAAACUUCAGGAGGAUAGGAAGUUAAGAGAGGAAACAAUACGUGCAAAGGCUGCAAAAACAGCAAAGAUGAAAGCUGAAACAAAGGAAAAAACUUUGAAAACAUUUUUGCUGUCUCAAAAGCAUAUUGUCUUUACCGAGCCUCUUGAUGUUCAAGCAGGGAGCAUAGUGACAGUAUUUUACAAUCCCUCCAACACAAAUCUGAAAGGAAAACCUGAGGUUUGGUUUAGAUGCUCAUUUAAUCGUUGGUCUCAUCGCAUUGGCCCAUUGCCACCUCAGAGAAUGUUGCCUGCAGAUAAUGGCACUCAUGUCAAAGCCUGUGUUAAGGUUCCACUGGAUGCAUACAUGAUGGACUUUGUAUUCUCUGAGAGUGAAAGUGGUGGAGUUUUUGACAAUAAAUUUGGAAUGGAUUAUCACAUACCAGUUUUUGGAGGUAUUGUAAAGGAACCACCUUUGCAUAUCACCCAUAUUGCUGUUGAGAUGGCCCCGAUUGCAAAGAGAACUGGACAAUUGUUGCGAAAGUCAAUCAUUUAUGGCAAAGUCCGAGCUUAUAUGGCUCAAAGCUACCAUUUUCGAUGGAAAUGAUUUCUAUGGAUGACAAGAGCCUUAAGAUUCAUGCUUAUGUUAGGAAGACUUUUGAUUUAUCGAUUUCAAUCUUUGCUAACUGAAUGAAGCGUAUAUCAGAUUUCAUUCUUUGGUGUUGGUGAAAGCGGUCAUGAUUUUCACCCAACCUCGCAUCCAUUCAAUAUCAACUUUGAUAUUCAUACAUCUAUACAAUUGGUUCCUAACAAAACUAUCAACUUAACUCCAUACUCUUUCGUUCCACUUUGUGAUAUAAUGUAUAAGGACCUUGAUACGUGAUUCCUUAUAGGUAUAAACCCU
This is a messenger RNA of Lotus japonicus, 2774 nucleotides long. RefSeq names its product soluble starch synthase 3, chloroplastic/amyloplastic-like. NCBI's taxonomy places the organism in Eukaryota, Viridiplantae, Streptophyta, Magnoliopsida, Fabales, Fabaceae. The transcript has 9 exons. The record is from RefSeq and is a predicted model, not a curated record. Gene Ontology annotation, molecular function: starch binding. The coding region runs from base 291 to 2477 and encodes 728 amino acids.